Messenger RNA from Talpa occidentalis (Iberian mole), 818 nucleotides. RefSeq names its product peroxiredoxin 5 (gene PRDX5). The record is from RefSeq and is a predicted model, not a curated record. NCBI's taxonomy places the organism in Eukaryota, Metazoa, Chordata, Mammalia, Eulipotyphla, Talpidae. Gene Ontology annotation, cellular component: peroxisome; cytoplasm; mitochondrion. Bases 1 to 645 code for a protein of 214 amino acids. Gene Ontology annotation, molecular function: thioredoxin peroxidase activity. The transcript has 6 exons. Gene Ontology annotation, biological process: cell redox homeostasis; cellular response to oxidative stress; hydrogen peroxide catabolic process.
AUGCUGUUGCUGGGACGGCGCCUGCUGGGCGGCCGGGCGGCCUCGGUGCUCGCCGUUGUUGAGCGGGCGGCGGCGGCGAGAGCAGGAGGGGCCCUGAAGACAGGCGCGGCGCGGACGUCCGGCGGGGCCCGCGGUUUCCGAAGCUCUGUCGCAGCCAUGGCCCCCAUCAAGGUGGGAGAUGCCAUCCCGUCAGUGGUGGUGUUUGAAAAGGAACCUGGGAACAAGGUGAACCUGGCAGAGCUGUUCAAAGGCAAGAAGGGUGUGUUGUUUGGAGUCCCUGGAGCCUUUACUCCUGGCUGUUCCAAGACGCACCUGCCAGGGUUUGUGGAGCAGGCUGGGGCUCUGAAGGCCAAGGGCGUCCAGGUGGUGGCCUGUCUGAGUGUCAAUGAUGUCUUUGUGACUGAAGAAUGGGGGCGAGCCCACAAAACAGAAGGAAAGGUGCGGCUCCUGGCCGACCCGACGGGGGCCUUUGGGAAGGAGACUGACUUGUUACUAGAUGAUUCAUUGGUGUCUCUCUUUGGAAAUCGGCGGCUGAAGAGGUUCUCCAUGUUGAUAGAGAAUGGCGUAGUGAAGUCCUUGAAUGUGGAGCCUGACGGCACCGGACUCACCUGUAGCUUGGCCCCCACCAUCAUCUCCCAACUCUGAGCCCAAGACCGGGAUGUGCUUCUGCUACCCUCUCCUAUUCUGCCUACCCAGCCCCGGGCACAGGCCCUCAGCACAACUCAGCUGGGGCCACCAAUUGGAAUCUUAGCCAAAUUUCCUCAAUAAAUACUCUGGAUAACAUCUGCCUCCUGCUUUGAGAUUGUGGCUUUGCUGAG